This is a messenger RNA of Arachis duranensis, 1325 nucleotides long. RefSeq names its product protein trichome birefringence-like 39. Gene Ontology annotation, cellular component: Golgi apparatus. The record is from RefSeq and is a predicted model, not a curated record. Gene Ontology annotation, molecular function: O-acetyltransferase activity. The transcript is spliced from 5 exons. The coding region runs from base 43 to 1128 and encodes 361 amino acids. NCBI's taxonomy places the organism in Eukaryota, Viridiplantae, Streptophyta, Magnoliopsida, Fabales, Fabaceae.
CUAUUAGUAUAUUCAUCACUCUUCCCCCUUCCACAGAAACCCAUGUCACAGCAGGGCUUCUUCCUCUUACUACUCUCUCUGUUCAUCGCUCUGUUUUGCAACCGCCACAAAGCAAGAGCAGAGGAUGCUGGCAAUGCAACCAUUAUUGCAAAGAAGCUUGGUGGAAGGUGUAACUGGUUCCGUGGGAAAUGGGUCUACGACGCUUCAUAUCCUCUCUACAAUCCUUCCACGUGUCCCUUCAUAGAUCCUCAAUUCAAUUGCCAGAAGUAUGGUCGACCUGAUAAACAGUACCAGAGAUAUAGAUGGCAACCCUUCUCUUGUUCCUUACCCAGGUUUAAUGCAAUGGAUUUUCUAACAAGAUACAGAGGGAAGAAGAUAAUGUUUGUGGGAGAUUCAUUGAGCUUGAACCAGUUCAAUUCACUGGCAUGUAUGAUUCACUCUUGGGUUCCAAACACAAGAACAUCUUUCACAAAGAACAGUGCUCUCUCCACAAUCACAUUCCAGGAUUAUGGGCUGCAAUUGUUUCUGUACCGUACACCAUACUUGGUAGACCUUGACCGUGAGAGGGUUGGGAGGGUUUUGAAGCUUGACUCGAUAAAGAGCGGUGAUGCUUGGAGAGGAAUGGACGUCCUUGUUUUCAACACGUGGCACUGGUGGACCCACACUGGCAAUGCACAGCCGUGGGAUUAUAUUCAAGACCGUGGCAAGUUGUACAAAGACAUGAACCGAUUUAUUGCAUAUUACAAGGGCCUAACAACUUGGGCCAGAUGGGUUAACCUUAAUGUCAACCCAGCCCAGACCAAGGUCUUCUUCUUGGGAAUUUCCCCUGUCCAUUACGAGGGGAGAGAUUGGAACCAGCCUGCAAAAUCAUGCAUGAGCCAAACAGAACCAUUCUUUGGGUUAAAGUACCCAGCAGGAACACCAAUGGCUUGGGUUGUGGUCAACAAAGUUCUAAGUAGGAUCAAGAAGCCAGUGUUCUUUCUUGAUGUAACUACUCUCUCACAGUACAGAAAAGAUGCACACCCUGAGGGUUACAGUGGUGUUAUGGCCACUGAUUGCAGCCAUUGGUGCCUCCCAGGGCUUCCUGAUACUUGGAAUGUGCUUCUUCAUGCUGCUCUUUUUGCUUGACCACAAUUUCAUUCUUUCAAUCACUCAUCACAAAUAUAGUCACUUUACAAGUUUGUUUUGUUAGUGUUAGGGGCCAAAAGGAUAACCAAAUUGGUUUCUAGUUUCUACUUUAGGAGAUAAUUUAGUUUUAUUUUGCAUUAUUGUGGUUCUUGUAAUUUGAAAAAUAAUAAGAGGGUUGGUUGGUUGGUUUGAUAUUA